This is a messenger RNA of Trichosurus vulpecula (common brushtail), 11186 nucleotides long. RefSeq names its product Dmx like 1 (gene DMXL1). Gene Ontology annotation, biological process: vacuolar acidification. The record is from RefSeq and is a predicted model, not a curated record. Gene Ontology annotation, molecular function: protein binding. The transcript is spliced from 45 exons. The coding region runs from base 1 to 9282 and encodes 3093 amino acids. Gene Ontology annotation, cellular component: RAVE complex. NCBI's taxonomy places the organism in Eukaryota, Metazoa, Chordata, Mammalia, Diprotodontia, Phalangeridae.
AUGAACCUGCACCAGGUCCUGACCGGGGCCGUGAACCCCGGGGACCACUGCUUCUCCGUGGGGAGCGUCGGCGACCAGCGGUUCACGGCUUAUGCUUCUGGAUGUGAUGUAGUAAUACUGGGAAGUAACUUUGAAAGGUUACAGAUAAUCCCUGGAGCUAAGCAUGGGAACAUUCAAGUAGGAUGCGUUGAUUGUUCAAUGCAACAAGGCAAGAUUGCAGCAUCAUAUGGAAACAUUAUCUGUGUUUUUGAACCAGUUAACCUACUGAAACAAAAGAACACUUCUAAUGUGGAAUUAUAUAAUCAGUGGCAGAAAAGUGGUCAAUUUUUCUUGGAGUCCAUAGCACACAAUAUAACUUGGGAUCCUACAGGCAGUCGUCUUUUAACUGGUUCUAGCUGUUUACAACUUUGGUCAAAUAACUUGGUGAAGCAAUCUGAAGAUGAAAAUUCUGAAAAAGAUCUUAAUUUUGGGGACUGGCAAUGUAUCUGGCACUGUAGGACUGCUUCCCAAGUUCAUUUAAUGAGAUUUUCACCUGAUGGAGAAUUUUUUGCUACUGCAGGAAAGGAUGACUGCCUUUUGAAAGUGUGGUAUAAUACAGAUAGCUGGCGGUCAACAGUUACCUCUCAAGAUAGAGGUCCAGAAAAACAAACACAAGGAGGAGAAGUUGACUUUUCAUUUGUUUACCUGGCACAUCCUAGAGCUGUAAAUGGAUUUUCCUGGCGGAAAACCAGCAAAUAUAUGCCUAGGGCUUCUGUAUGUAAUGUAUUGUUGACUUGCUGCAAAGAUAAUGUGUGCCGCCUAUGGGUAGAGACUUUUUUACCAAAUGAUAGUCUCUUAUAUGAAGGAAACUACAACCAUUGGACUGAUCCAGUUAAUUUAACAAAUAACUUCAAGAGGAAUGCUUCCAGUAAGGAAAGAGUUCAAAAUGCUUUGGAAGUAAACCUGAGGCAUUUUCGUAGAGGACGAAGAAGAUCACUUGCACUUGUAGCACAUACUGGCUACCUACCACAUCAGCAGAAUCCUCAUCAGGUCCAUAGGAACACCCCUCUGCAAGCCAAUGCACUUUGUCACUUUCAUAUCGCAGCCAGCAUCAACCCAGCCACAGAUAUUCCUUUACUUCCUUCUAUUACAUCUCUCAGCCUUGGUGAAAGUGAAGAGGAGAGUGGGCCCUUUGUUGUACACUGGCUUAACAAUAAAGAAUUGCAUUUUACUUUAUCAAUGGAGGUCUUUUUACAGCAGCUUCGAAAGAGUUUUGAACAGCCACCUUCAGAAACCAGUAUGGAAGAAUCUAAUCAGGUGGAUGGAAAAUCUGAUGAAGAAACAGAUGAAGGUGUUGAUGAUCUGAAAGCAAUUCCUGAAAAGAGAGAGCUGAGUAGUGAAAAAAAUACACUCAGUUCAGGCUGUGUAUCCUUACCAUCUGCUAUUAUUGAUCAUCAGAUUGAAGUGCUUCUGUCUGAAUGGAGUAAAAAUGCAGACAUGCUUUUCAGUAUUCAUCCAGUGGAUGGUUCUUUGCUGAUUUGGCACGUGGAUUGGCUGGAUGAAUACCAGCCUGGUAUGUUUCGCCAGGUGCAGGUGUCAUUUGUUUCCAGAAUUCCAGUAGCUUUCCCUACGGGUGAUGCAAAUUCUCUCUGCAGAAGCAUAGUGAUGUAUGCUUGUACAAAGAAUGUUGACUUGGCUAUUCAGCAAGGCAAACAAAAACCCUCUGGCCUCACACGUUCUACAUCAAUGCUGAUCUCUUCUGGUCACAGUAAAUCAACUAAUAGUUUAAAAUUAAGUAUCUUCACUCCUAAUGUCAUGAUGAUUUCAAAGCAUGCAGAUGGAUCCUUGAAUCAGUGGUUAGUCAGCUUUGCAGAAGAAUCUGCCUUUUCUACAGUGCUCAGUAUUUCCCAUAAAUCUAGAUAUUGUGGUCAUCGCUUUCAUCUUAAUGACUUAGCUUGCCAUUCAGUAUUACCAUUGCUACUAACAACAUCCCAUCAUAAUGCGUUAAGGACACCAGACAUAGACAAUCUGAAACAGCCUUAUGAUGCUUUAAACUCUGAGGAAGUUUCAUUAGGAGAGCAUAGUAGAAGUACUGUAGAUGUAACUUUCCAGGAUCCAAAUGCAGUUUAUAGCGAACUUAUUCUUUGGAGGGUUGAUCCAGUUGGGCCAUUGUCUUUUUCUGGAGGUGUUUCAGAACUUGCAAGGAUUAAUUCUCUUCAUGUUUCGGCCUUUUCCAACGUGGCAUGGCUACCUACCCUCAUACCUAGUUACUGUCUAGGUGCUUAUUGCAACUCUCCUAGUGCUUGCUUUGUGGCAAGUGAUGGACAAUAUUUGAGAUUGUAUGAAGCUGUCACUGAUGCCAAAAAACUUUUAUAUGAGUUAUCCAACCCUGAAAUAUCUAAAUAUGUUGGUGAAGUGUUUAACAUCGUAAGUCAACAGUCAACAGCAAGACCAGGAUGCAUUAUUGAGUUAGAUCCCAUUACUGAACUUCGUGGCAGAAAAACACAGCUACUUCAUGUUUUUCAAGAAGACUUCAUUUUGAAUAGCCUGGAGAAGAAAAGUCUGGGAAAGGGCAGCAUUUUAUCUGAUUCUGGUACCCAACCUAAUGGAUUUUCUGAAAAAUUCUACUUAGUUGUGAUAGAGUAUACUCAAGAUAACCGCUCAUUACUUCAUAUGUGGAAUUUACAUUUAAAAUCCAUUCCUGUCUCAGUAGAUGAGAAAAUAGAUACAAGUGUGUCUGGUUCAGUGUUGCAACAAGAAGAGUUAUCAUCUUCUCCCGAAAAGAUCCAACCUCCUUUUUCAAAGAAAUAUCAGGCUUGCAGAGCAAAUCUUCAAAGUACUAGUAAAUUGACUCUUUCUUCAGAAAUGGUAUAUAGUCAAGAACUGAGUUUACCAGAAGGAGUUGAGAUAAUCAGUGUUAAACCAUCAGCAGGACAUCUAAGCUCCUCUUCCAUAUAUCCAGUAUGCAGCGCGCCCUAUUUAUUGGCAACAUCAUGUUCAGAUAAAAAAGUGAGAUUCUGGAGAUGCAGAGUAACAUCUGUAGAGACUGCCACUUCAGAAAAUACUGCGAAAAGUAAUCUUGAGUACAUUUGGGAAGAAUGGCCUUUACUCAUUGAGGAUGGACUUCCUAGUAGCAGUGUUGUAACUAUUCCUGGCAGGCCAAUAGAAGUUAGCUGUGCACACACAAAUCGUUUAGCUGUAGCCUACAAGCAGACUACAUCUAAUGGUAGAUCUUCUCAAGACUUUAUGAUGCAUGUAAGUAUUUUUGAAUGUGAGUCUACAGGAGGUUCAUUUUGGAUCCUUGAACAGACAAUUCAUUUAGAGGAAUUAAGUGCAAUGUUGGACUCUGGUAUUAGUAUUGAUAGCAAUUUAGUGGCCUACAAUAAACAAGAGGUUUACUUAUCUAGUAAAGAGAAUAUCAUGCCAUAUACAAAGCAUUUAGUUCACUUAGACUGGAUGUCUAGAGAAGAUGGUUCUCAUAUACUUACCGUAGGAAUUGGAUCAAAGCUCUUUAUGUAUGGACAACUGGCUGGCAGAGUUCAGGAACAAACUGGUAAAGAAGGCUUGGCAUUCCCGCUAUGGGAGAACACUAAAGUUUUGUCCCAGUCUAAGUUUGUUCUACUUCGGUGUGUCGAUUUGGUUUCUUCAGUGGAAGGAUCACCACCUUUUCCUGUUUCUUUAUCUUGGGUACGUGAUGGCAUCCUUGUGGUAGGAAUGGAUUGCGAGAUGCAUGUUUAUUCCCAGUGGCAGCCACCUCCUAAACAAGAGCCUGUGAUCACAGGCUCAUAUGAUGGAAGCACUCCAUCUAUCAUAAGUUUAAUGAAACCGAGUAAUUCAUCAGGGUCUGGUUUACACCCACCAAAGAAAACAUUAACUCGCUCCAUGACUAGUCUUGCACAGAAAAUUUGUGGAAAGAAAACUGCAUUUGAUCUUGAUAUGGACAUGGAAGAUUCAGGCCUUUUUGAAGCAGCUCAUGCACUCUCGCCAACUUUACCUCAAUAUCAUCCCUUACAGCUUUUAGAACUUAUGGAUCUUGGUAAAGUGCGUAGGGCUAAGGCCAUUUUAUCCCAUCUUGUUAAAUGCAUUGCAGGAGAAGUUGUGGCUUUGAAUGAAGCAGUAUCCAAUCAUGAACGCCGACUUAGAUCUCUUACCAUUAGCGCAAGUGGGAGUACCACAAGAGAUUCUCCAACAUUCAAUAAAACUGAAAAUACGGACUAUACAGAAAUAGAUUCAGUACCCCCUCUCCCUUUAUAUGCUUUACUUGCUGCAGAUGAUGAUAGCCCUUAUUCUUCAUCUUCAGAGAAAUCCGGUAAUUGUAAUCACUUAAACAAAACAAGUCAAUUACAUGAUGAAAGUUACAAUGAGCUUUUUCAGACAUCAACAAUAACUACUGAUGAUAUUCAUAUCUUUGAGACAGAAGAAGAAAAUACAAAGCCCAAGGUUAUUGAUCUUUCUCAGUACAGUCCAACUUACUUUGGUCCUGAACAUGCCCAAGUUCUUUCAGGCCACUUACUUCAUUCUAGCUUACCAGGUCUCAACCGGAUGGAACAGAUGUCUUUGAUGGCCUUAGCUGAUACUAUUGCAACUACAAGUACUGAUAUUGGUGAAAGCAGAGACAGAAACCAAGGUGGAGAAACUCUUGAUGAAUGUGGCUUAAAAUUUCUUUUGGCAGUUCGCCUUCAUACUUUUCUCACAACCUCUCUUCCACCUGUCUAUCGAGCACAACUCCUUCACCAAGGUCUCUCUACUAGUCAUUUUGCCUGGGCAUUUCAUUCAGUAGCAGAAGAAGAGCUACUGAAUAUGCUACCUGCCAUGCAGAAAAAUGAUCCCACGUGGUCAGAACUAAGAGCUAUGGGUGUAGGGUGGUGGGUUCGAAACACUCGAGUCUUACGCAGGUGCAUAGAAAAGAUAGCUAAAGCAGCUUUUUAUAGGAAGAAUGAUCCAUUAGAUGCUGCCAUUUUCUACCUUGCAAUGAAGAAGAAGGCUGUGAUAUGGGGAUUAUACAGAUCUCAGAAAGAUACCAAGAUGACACAGUUUUUUGGACAUAAUUUUGCAGAUGACAGAUGGCGUAAGGCAGCAUUAAAGAAUGCCUUUUCUUUGCUAGGCAAACAAAGAUUUGAACAUUCUGCUGCAUUUUUUCUUCUGGCUGGUCGCCUGAAAGAUGCAGUUGAGGUUUGUCUGGAAAAAUUGAAUGAUGUUCAGUUGGCUUUGGUAAUAGCAAGACUUUAUGAAUCUGAAUUUGACACAUCUGCAACAUACAAAUCUAUAUUGCAUAAAAAAGUUUUGGGAAUCGAUUCUUCAGUCAAAGAACGCCAUUCAGUGAACAUGAAUGUACAUGGUGAUCCUUUCCUUCGGAGUAUGGCAUACUGGAUCUUGGAAGACUAUAGCAGGGCUCUAGAUACAUUAAUAAAACAGCCCUUGAGAGAGGAAGAAGAUCAAGGCAUGGCAUCUUCCAUCUGUAACCCUGCAGUUUUUAAUUUCUACAAUUACCUCAGGACACAUCCACUUUUGCUGAGACGCCAUUUUGGUUCUUCUGAUGCAUCUUCCACACAAAUAUGCUUAACAGGAGAAAAUGGAUUAGCAGGAAAAAUUAAUUUAAGUGAAAGAAGAUUGUUUUUCACUACUGCACAUGCUCACUUAAAAGCUGGUUGUCCCAUGUUAGCUUUAGAGGUAUUAUCAAAAAUGCCUAAAGUCAUCAAGAGGACAAAACUUUUUUACAGAACUUGUAGCUUUCCAGAUACCAGUAAAGAUUGUUCUCCUUCUUCUCCAUUAAGGUUGGAUACAAAGGAUUAUAAAUCAUCUAGUAUUGAUUGGUCAGAGUGUGUGAUAAAUGGUUUGCGGUCUUCUUCAGAUGGUUUAUCAGAUAAACAAUCAAAUUCUACUCUUUCAUUUGAUUGGAGCCAACCAAGUGUUGUAUUCCAGGAUGAAUCUUUAGACCUAAAGUGGGAUAGUGAUGAUGAUGAGGAAAAUGAAGACACACCUCUUUCAAUGAAAGAACUAAAACCUUCACAGAUAAAAGUGAAUGAAAAGAUAAGUGAAACAAAUUCCAGCUACACAAACUCUUUCAGUACAGAUGAAAAUGAUAUCUUAAAUCCAUCAGAGGAUAUCAUUGCUGUACAGUUAAAGUUUAGAGCAUGUUUAAAGAUUCUUACAAUAGAGUUGCGAACAUUAUCCACUGGCUAUGAAGUAGAUGGUGGGAAAUUGAGGUACCAACUAUACCACUGGCUUGAAAAAGAAGUGGUAGCUCUUCAGAAGACUUGUGACUAUUGUUCUGAUAUGGAGGAUGUACAGUCUGUAUUUAGCGAAAAUGUGGAUGAAGCUAUAUUAAAUGAAAACACGAAAGAUUUAUUUGAUCAACCAAAAGUUAAUCAAUUGAGAGAUAAUUUCCAGAAAAGACGACAAUGGCUUUUGAAGUAUCAGUCCCUUCUAAGGAUGUUCCUUAGUUACUGUAUACUGCAUGGAUCUCAUGGUGGUGGCCUUGCCUCUGUGAGAAUGGAAUUGAUUCUACUUUUACAAGAGUCUCAGCAGGAAACAUUGGAACCAAUUUUUCCUGGCCCUCAGCCAGAUCAAACCUCAAUACCUCUCCUCUUUGCAUGUACAGCCAGUGCCAAAACAGUAGUUGCCAAUCCUCUAUUGCACCUUAGUAAUUUGACCCAUGAUAUACUACAUGCCAUAAUAAACCUUGAUUCACCACCCCAUCCUGACACCCAGAAUAAUAAAGUAUAUGUAAUGCAUACUUUAGCAGCAUCACUCUCUGCUUGUAUUUAUCAGUGUCUUUGUGGUGGCCAUAACUAUAGUUCAUUGCAAACAAAUCAGUUUACUGGCAUGGUAUACCAGGCUUUGCUAUUUCCUCACCGGCACUCCUUGAAAACAACAAGCUUAGAUGAAACAAUAACUCCCAAUACAUCUCCAGCUCAAUGGCCAGGAAUCACUGCUCUUAUUCGCCUUUUGAAUUCUGCUGGGGAGGAAGCUCAGUCAGGACUUACAGUCUUGCUUUGUGAAAUUCUCACAGCAGUUUAUCUUAGUCUCUUCAUCCAUGGUCUUGCAACACAUUCUAGUAAUGUGCUAUUUCGGAUUGUGGCCCACCCUCUAAAUGAAAAAAUGUGGUCUGCUGUAUUUGGUGGAGGAGCUCAUAUUCCUAGCAAAGAACAAACAUCGUCAAAAGCUGUAACUGGAAGAUACUUUUCUAUGCCUAGUCCACACCAAGUAGUAGUGUUCUCCAUGGAGUGUGUGGGGUUUUCCAAAGCUCUUACAGCCAUCAGUUCUCAUAACACUACCAGUCUUUCAGUUUCUUCUCCAAUUGAAGAUGGUGAAAAACAGCACAAACGAUCUAGGCCAUCAAAUAUAUCUUCCAAAGAGUGCCUUCUACCAAACUCUUCCUCACCUAUAGGAGACCAGGAGUCUUUUACUUAUAAGGAAAAAUUUAUUCCUCCUGAGCUUAGUAUCUGGGAUUAUUUCAUAGCAAAGCCUUUUUUACCACCUUCCCAAAGUAGAGCAGAAUAUGAUUCAGAAGAGAGUCAGGAAAGUGGUGAUGAUGAGGAUGAGGAUGGUGAUGAAGAUGUUUUAACUUCAAAUUAUCAACUCCAAGAGCAUGCUAAUUCAAAUUCAUACAGUUGGUCAUUGAUGCGAUUGGCUAUGGUGCAGUUGGUGCUGCAUAAUUUGAAGACUUUCUAUCCAUUGGCUGGUCAUGAUCUUUCAGAGCUUCCAGUUAGCUCACCACUGUGUCAUGCAGUUCUAAAAGCUCUUCAGUGCUGGGAACAAGUCCUCCUUCGAAGACUUGAAAUACAUGGUGGGCCACCUCAAAAUUACAUUUCAAUUCAUACCUCUGAGGAGAGUUUGUCAGCAGGUCCUGCAAUUCUUCGCCACAAAGCUUUGCUUGAACCUACGAACACCCCUUUCAAAUCUAAACAUCAUCUGGCAUUGUCUGUGAAGAGACUUUGGCAGUACUUGGUGAAACAGGAAGAAAUUCAAGAAACUUUUAUUAGAAAUAUAUUUACUAAGAAGAGAUGCCUAAAUGAGUCAUUAGAGGACCACAGUGAAACCAUCAAAAAUUCUAUAAUGGAGGAGCCAAACUUCAACAAGAUAGAAGCUGAGUUGGGUUUCCCAGGAGGUAAAGCAAGAAUUAUCCAUAAAGAAUCUGAUAUUAUUACUGCUUUUGCUGUUAAUAGAGCAAAUAGAAAUUGCAUAGCAAUAGCUUCCAGUCAUGACAUUCAAGAACUGGAUGUAUCUGGAAUUCUGGCUACACAAAUCUACACUUGGGUUGAUGAUGAAGUAGAACUUGAGACAAAAGGGUCUGAUGAUUUCUUAGUUAUACAUGCUCGUGAUGAUCUAGCAUCUGUGCAAGGUACUACACCCUAUACACAUAGUAAUCCUGGAACUCCAAUCAAUAUGCCUUGGCUCGGUAGUACACAGACUGGCAGAGGGGCAUCCGUGAUGAUUAAGAAAACUAUUAAUAAUGUCAGAAGAAUGGCUUCACAUCCAACACUACCUUAUUAUCUGACAGGAGCCCAAGAUGGAAGUGUCAGAAUGUUUGAGUGGGGUCAUUCCCAACAAAUAACCUGUUUUCGGUCUGGCGGCAAUUCAAGGGUGACAAGGAUGAGAUUUAACCAUCAGGGAAACAAGUUUGGAAUUGUUGAUGCUGAUGGAUAUAUAAGUUUAUAUCAGACCAACUGGAAGUGUUGUCCAGUUACUGGAAAUACUCCUAAGCCAUAUUUGACAUGGCAGUGUCAUAACAAAACAGCCAAUGAUUUUGUUUUCAUCAGUUCCUCUUCUCUGAUAGCCACAGCAGGUCUCUCGACUGAUAACAGAAACAUAUGUUUGUGGGAUACUCUUGUGGCACCUGCAAAUAGCUUGGUACAUCCUUUUACCUGCCAUGACAGUGGUGCUACAGUGCUUGCGUAUGCUCCAAAACAUCAGGUGUUAAUAUCAGGCGGCAGAAAAGGUUUUACAUCAGUAUUUGAUCUCCGCCAACGACAGCAGAGACAAUUUUUCCAAAGCCAUGAUUCUCCAGUAAAAGCAAUUGCCGUAGAUCCAACUGAAGAAUACUUUGUCACAGGAUCUGCAGAAGGCAAUAUAAAGAUUUGGAGUCUGUCUACCUUCAAUCUGCUCCAUACUUUUCUCAAUGAACAUGCUCGGCAAUCCAUUUUCAGAAACAUUGGAACUGGAGUAAUGCAAAUUGAGACAGGACCAGCCAAUCACAUUUUCUCUUGUGGAGCUGAUGGCACAGUGAAGAUGAGAAUCUUGCCUGAUCGAUUUAGUCCAUUAAGUGAAAUGCUAAAAAAUGAUGUGAAGUUCAUGCUCUAGCAUUUUUUCAAUAAUAGAAAUUCUUAUGAACAUAUUUCAUAAAAGUGGCCAACAGAUAUAAUGUACAGCAAUUACUUUGUAGUUGUUGCCACAAAAUAAGCUUUUGCUUUCUUGUGUUUAUAUUUAUUUCAUGGACCUUUACCCUUGAUGCACUGAUGCCUUAAAAUUUAACAAGGUCAUUCAGAAUUUGAUUAUAUUGCCUAAAGUAGUCUGUAUAAGCAACUGUAAUAAUAUAUAUGCAUAUAUAUUUAUGAUAUAUAUGGCGUGCUGUUAAAAACUUUGUUUUGUUUUGGGAGGGGGGAGAAAAAUCAAACCUUCUAUAGGCAUCUGUGCAGGGAAUCCUUUAUUUUUCAUUGAAAAUCAGCCUUUUUAUAUGAAGGCCGAAACACCUAAUAAAUAUCACCACCAAUCCCUUAUUUCUUCUUCACAUUCCUAAAUCCCCAUUUUCCCUCCUCCUGAUUGGUAGUAGAGUAGGGUUUGGCUAAGAAUCAAGCAGAUGAACACCUCUGAUGAAGAUGUUCGUAACACCUUAGUGAUAUGACAACUGGGUGCCUUACUGCAUCCAGUUUAUCUUCUCUAGUACCCAGAUUUUAUUACCUGCACAACUCAUUUGAGUUCAAUCUGUGUAUUCAAUAGGGAUUGAAAAUCUUUUAAUACCUUUUCUGCUAUGACUAAAAAAAACUACUGCUAUCAGAAUGGCAAAUUGUUUUUUAGUGACAAUAUAAUUGCCUAAUUUUUUCCAACUUUUGGCCCCUCCACCAGACAUAUACAAAUAUUGCAAACAAAAACCCCAAAACAUAAAAAAUUAUUAUUAAUAAGAUUAUAUUAACAGACAAUAGUUUUAGAAGUUAAUAAGGAUACAAUAUUGAUGUGUAUGGAUUUGAAAAAAGAGGAUAUUUAUUUUAGGAGACUAUCAAAAGAACAUAAAUUUAUUUGCAUUUUUCUUUGUGGCCUUUAUGUUGUUCAGCCCAAAGAUGCUGAAAUCUUUGCAGCAAAUUUUUACUUUGCCUUCAGAUUCAUGUUUAAAUAUAGUAGAGCUUGAUUGUCUGACAUUUUACAAAAUACACUAUUCUACCUUUGGGAAAAAAAAAUCAUCUUUGGGGAUUUUUCUUUUUGCCAAAAUAAACAAUUUCACAAUUUAAAUGUUCUGAACAAAAUAUCAAAAAAUACACAAAGCCUUUAACUUUUUAAAUGUGCUAACAUUGUUUCUGUAACUAUUUUGUGCUAUAUCUUGAAUUAUAGAAAGCUUGAUAAAUACUUGAAUUUUACCAAUGAGACUGGAGGCUGAUGGAUUGCAUAUGUGAAAAUUCUAUAGUGGUUUUGCUAAAAGUUAUUUUGUGAAACAGGAAGUAUGAAACACCAUUUUUAUGUACCAGAUAUCAUCUUGGAGAUUAGUGGCAAAGAAUUGUAGGGCUGGUAAAAUGAAUUUUGUAAUAUUCUCAGGAUACUUUUAUCUUAAAAGUAUAUUGUUAACGAUUUUGUAAAUUGUAUUACAUAAUUUUAAAUGUGUUGAGCAAGUUGCAGUGCAAACACUAUAGUUAGUUGAAGGUUCUAUGCACAUAACCUGAACUUAUAAAUUGUGCAAUAACAAAAUUUGGGCAUAUUUUGCCAUGGAGAAAUCUGUGAUAACAUUGCAGAGAACCAAUAUGGUUGUUUGAUGUAGUAAAACUUAAUUCUUCAUCAAUAUUUUAUUUGUGUAAGCAUCAAGACUUAAAAAAGCUUUAAACACAUUUUAUUUUAAUUUACUGAGGAAAUUUACUAUUGUGCUCAUAAGAAAAAAAAAGCAAUGUGUUGAAAAAUUCCAUGUUUUAAUUAAGCAUUAUAUUAACCCUUAAAAUAAUGUAAAGUACUUCUGUAUUUUACCCCAGAGUCAUAGUAUUUUAAAUAAACAAUCAUGCAGAGAC